Molecule: messenger RNA, 2216 nt
Organism: Hypoxylon fragiforme
Lineage: Eukaryota; Fungi; Ascomycota; Sordariomycetes; Xylariales; Hypoxylaceae
Product: glycoside hydrolase family 16 protein
Exons: 2
Coding region: 464-1876 (470 amino acids)
Biological process (GO): carbohydrate metabolic process
Molecular function (GO): hydrolase activity, hydrolyzing O-glycosyl compounds
Source: RefSeq, a predicted model, not a curated record
GUGUGUACAAAGCAUCUUGAGUGGGAUAUGUAUUGUACAAUGCUUACAUCUAGCAUUGAUGUAGUAGGGUUACUGGGAAACCGUCGAGCAAGCGGCCCUGAGUCUAGAAGCUUAGAGACACUCAAAAAUAUUUGGUAGGUACGAGGUACAACGAAAGGGCCAGAACCAUGGGUAGCUCUAUCUCGCACAUGCUUCUCGUUCCUAUUUUCUUAUCAACCAGUAUCCUAUACAGUUGGAUUCGAGAAUAUACAUAGUUGUGACGUUGGCCAGACUCUAGAAACGAAGCUACCGUACAUCGGCUUGUCCUCAAAAUAUCCCUUCUUAGCUGCUUCAUCGUUCUGUUCUUUCUAUGGCACUCCGGUCUUUCUCGCUGUCGUUGUAUCUUGUCUGAUUGCAUUUCAAGUCAUUCUCUUGCUAGCACCAGACACCAGACGUGCACUGUCACAUAAUUUAGAUAUCCGGUAUGAUGGAUCAACACCAAGCAGGUAGUUCUUCCGCCCAACCGACAGCUCUACAUCCGCCCGCUCAACCACGCACCUCCAGCACGGGCAGAAGUGAUGAGAGGGUAGACUCUCAAUCUCCUACACGGAGAGUAGGUUCCACAGACCCCUUCACAUCCCCCCAAAAUUCACGGCCAUCCUCUAGCUAUGGCAGCUCCGAUAGUCGUGUACGAAUCACCGGGUCGCAAUACUUCCGCUCGAGAAGGGUGAAGAAAGGGGAGCUAGAGAAACCUUGGCUAGACAAAAAAGACCCCAAGGAGAAGUGGGUGACCAUCAUCCCGAUCCUAGGCAUAAUUGUUGGGUUGGGAAUCUCUGGCUUUUUGGUUUGGGAUGGGUUGCGAAGUGUCGUGAAGCAUAAGUACUGCUUGGUACUUGCGGACGACUUCACGAGCUUUGAUGAUGCCGUCUGGACCAAGGAAGUCCAGGUCGGUGGCUUUGGCAAUGGCGAGUUCGAGCAAACUACGGGGGAUGACGAGAAUGUCUAUGUCCAUAAUGGACACCUCUUUAUCAAGCCUACGAUUCAAGAUUCACGGCUAGUUAAUAACGACGCCUUGAUCGACCUCCUGAAGGAUGGGACCUGCACCUCGACUAACCCGUCCGACUGCAUAGCUGCCACCAAUACUACUGUUGGGAAUUCCACCAUCGUGCCCCCUACCAAAUCUGGCCGAAUUCACACCAAGAAAGGAGCAACUAUCAAGUACGGUCGCGUGGAAGUGACGGCCAAACUUCCACAGGGAGAUUGGCUCUGGCCAGCCAUUUGGAUGAUGCCCGUGCAGGAUACAUACGGAGCUUGGCCAGCCAGCGGCGAAAUUGACAUCAUGGAAAGCCGAGGUAACAAUUGGACGUACGGCCAAGGCGGUAACAACAUCAUCUCAUCAGCUCUGCACUGGGGCCCCGAUCUGAUCAACGACGCCUGGUGGAGGACCAACGUGAAGCGCGAAUCUUUACAUACAACGUAUUCCGCCGGCUUCAACACCUUUGGCCUUGAAUGGUCCCAGAAAUAUCUCUUUACCUACGUUAACUCUCGGCUACUCCAAGUCCUCUACACCAACUUCGACGAGAGUCUUUGGCACCGUGGAAACUUCCCCGAAGCCACCAGCAACGGCACCCGCUUCGUAGACACGUGGUCGCAGACGGGUCGCUUGAAUACCCCCUUCGAUCAGGAAUUCUACCUCAUCUUGAAUGUUGCCGUUGGCGGUACCAACGGCUGGUUCGAAGACUCACAGAGUGGGAAACCUUGGAUCGAUAACAGCCCCAACGCUAAAAAAGACUUUUGGAACUCGCGAGACUCAUGGCUGCCAACGUGGACCAGCCCGGCUUUGGAGGUUAGUAAGGUUAAUAUGUGGCAGCAGUGCGAUGGUGACGAGGAGUUGUGAGGAGGGGAAGAGAUGAAAAAAAGGAGGCUUUCCUACAUAAUCAAGCGAGUAAGCAAAUAAAGAUAGGUGGCGAUUGAAAUGAUAUUUGGGUAUAGCGGUAUUUCUCUAUGAGCUUAGAUACCUACAUAGAAACUUCUUCGGGGUAGGUGGGCUUCGAGGUCAUUGAGGGGUGAUGAUAAUAUUAUUAUGUACAGCGUUAGGGGGUUUACAGGGGUAUUUCUCUACAAAAAAAAAAUACAUCAGGUAGCCAGGUUGGCUAUGAGUUGUGGUGUUUUAAUAGUACUUAAUGACGAUCUCUUGAGUUAAAAAAGGUACAUAGGUGUCGAUUACCAGAAUACUG